AUGCCGCCACCAACACAGCAAAGACAAAAUUCAUGGUUGUCAAGAUUCACGAACUUAAUACUUACGAGUUCAGUGGUCAGAUAUGGAACUUUAAUAUUUCUUGUAGCUUUAAUCAGCGUAUUAUAUUUUGCUACCACACACCAAGUAAUGAAGACUCAGGGAUUAAAUGCAAACGUUUUUGGAGACCUAAUAACUAUUAUUCCUGAUGCAAAAAACCCCCAAAAUUUAUUUAAUAUUCCUAACAACAACUCGAUAUCUAGUGGAGGGACGAUGACUCAAAUAGGGACCUACAAAGGGAAUAAUACUGUUAAAGGACUUUUAUAUGAUCGUGGAAAUGGUUGUGUAGAUAUUAUUUCUCCUGUUAUACCUCAAGGCUAUAGCAAUCUUAGCGUAGGCUUGGUUUCAAUAAAUGAUGCAAGUUGUCAGAUCGAUACAAUAAUUAGCAAUUCUAUUAAUUAUGGUGAUAUUGGACUUAUCAUUUUAAGAGAUCCUCAAAGCAUUCAAUAUGACAAUAAUACAAAUAUGCCUAUAUUUAUUGUCGGAGACCCUUCGUUUUUGAUUGUACAGUUAACGUAUGUAACUAACAAUUAUAAUAAAACAAAAAAUGAAAAACAAGUUUUACGUGUUACAUUUACGACAGCUCAAGCUGCUCCUGUUAAUUCAUGGCUUUUUGCAAUGUUUGCCGUUGGUGGUAUCUUAGUAACAUCAUUUUUUAUUUCUAUCUUGAUUCACAUGAGACUUUACCGUUUAAGGAGGAAUCAUCAAGAAGAAAUAAGACGGCAAAGGAUAGCAGAUGAGAUUACUGGAAUGAGAAAAUGGACAUUAGAUCAAGAUGAUAUUGAUUCACUACCAGUUUUUACUUAUUCUAAGAAAACUGCGACAUCUAAUAAAAGUACAGAGGUAUCUACAUCAGAAGAAGUGGAUGAAAAAGAUAAUCCCACUGCUACUAAUAAAACUAAUGAAGAUAAUGAAAAUUCUGGUGAUAAGUCAAAUGGUGAUGUAGAGACUAAGGAAUCGUCCACUGUUCCUCAAUCACUAAGUCAUAAAUCCUCGGUACGAUCCACAAAAUCUACUAGAUCCACAAUAUCCAACAGAUCCACAAAAUCCGCACGUUCUCAAAAAGCAAUAAGUAAUGCCGUCUCUCUAUAUACAUCAACAGAUUCAACACAAAAUCAUUUAAGUUCGGAUGAUGAUUAUGAUAUGUUGUUAGAAGAGACGUGUGCUAUUUGUCUUGAAGAUUUCGAUGAUGGCGAUAAAAUACGUGAAUUGCCAUGCCGUCAUUGUUAUCAUGUUGAAUGUAUUGAUCCUUGGCUGACAACAAAAAGUAGUUCUUGUCCUUUAUGUAAAAAAGACUGCAAACCUUCCAUUGGUGGUGGGAAUAAUGAAAAUACUUCAAUCUCUGUCAAUAUUGAGAAUGAAACACAUCAAUCACAAGCUAAUCAGAACUCAAUGAAUGCUAGCCAUCCAAAUGUUGUUUUGAGGAUGGGUAGACUGCUUAGAGGGUAUUUUUCAUCACAAAACAGAGGGAGUAAUAAUACAAGAAAUCUAACUACAAAUCCUUCGGAAAAUGAAAACGGGAUGGAAUUAGAAAGUGUUCGGUCCACGAAUUAA
Cetraspora pellucida is the source of this 1611-nucleotide messenger RNA. Lineage: Eukaryota; Fungi; Glomeromycota; Glomeromycetes; Diversisporales; Gigasporaceae. The record is from the annotation of a GenBank genome assembly.